Molecule: messenger RNA, 1075 nt
Organism: Lotus japonicus
Lineage: Eukaryota; Viridiplantae; Streptophyta; Magnoliopsida; Fabales; Fabaceae
Product: delta(3,5)-Delta(2,4)-dienoyl-CoA isomerase, peroxisomal
Exons: 2
Coding region: 52-894 (280 amino acids)
Cellular component (GO): peroxisome
Molecular function (GO): delta(3,5)-delta(2,4)-dienoyl-CoA isomerase activity
Source: RefSeq, a predicted model, not a curated record
GCUAUAUGAAAUUGUUGAGAGACAGAAGAUAAGGCAAGGCAGGCAAUAAUAAUGGAAGUGAAAUACAAAACCCUAGAAAUUGUCCCAAAAUCUGGUUCUGGUUCUGGUUCUGGUUCUGGUUCUGGUUCUGGUGUGUGGUAUCUUACAUUGAAUCGUCCCUCACAACGCAACGCCCUUUCCGAUGAUUUCUUCUGUGAGUUCCCAAAAGCCCUGUGUGCACUCGACCACAACCCCAACGUGAACGUCAUCGUUUUAUCCGGUGCUGGCAACCACUUUUGCUCCGGCAUCGACCUUUCCCUUUUGAAAUCUACAUCUACUACUGGUGCCAAUGGCGGCGAGAGUCUCCGGCGACAGAUCCUGGCGAUGCAAGAUUCGUUGACGUCCCUGGAACGAUGCAGGAAACCCGUCAUUGCCAGUAUACAUGGAGCUUGCAUCGGUGGUGGAAUUGAUAUCAUAACCGCCUGUGACAUAAGGUUUUGUACGAAGGAGGCGUUUUUCUCGGUGAAGGAGGUGGAUUUGGCCCUGGCGGCUGAUCUGGGAACUCUUCAGAGGUUGCCCAUGAUUGUCGGUUUCGGCAACGCCAUGGAGUUGGCUUUGACGGCUCGCAGGUUCUCAGGUUUGGAGGCCAAGGAGUUGGGUCUCGUUUCUCGGGCUUUCGAUUCCAAACACGACCUAGACGAGGGCGUCUACCAGGUCGCUCAGGCAAUUGCUACCAAGUCUCCCCUUGCGCUUAUUGGGACAAAAACUGUGUUGCUUAGAAGUAGGGACUUAACUGUGGAUCAAGGCUUGGAUUAUGUUGCAACCUUGAAUUCUGCCAGAUUGUUAUCUGCUGAUUUAACUGAAGCAGUUAUGGCACAGAUGCAGAAGCGGAAGCCACUUUUUUCAAAGCUCUAAAGCGCCACCAUGCAUCACCUUUUGUUUCUUACUAAAUACAUCAUAUUCAUAUGUGAGACAGACUGAGAUUUUCCUGUUUCUUUCUUUUUGCUUUGCUUUUGCUAUGUCAAGAAAUAAAAAUCAUGAUAUAUAUUCAUUUGGAUCACAGAGUUAAGUACUGCUCAUCAUUGAUUUAUUAUUA